Bactrocera tryoni is the source of this 771-nucleotide messenger RNA. It is a transcript of the gene RpL13, whose product is annotated as 60S ribosomal protein L13. The coding region runs from base 76 to 726 and encodes 216 amino acids. Gene Ontology annotation, molecular function: structural constituent of ribosome; RNA binding. The transcript is spliced from 4 exons. Gene Ontology annotation, cellular component: ribosome; cytosolic large ribosomal subunit. NCBI's taxonomy places the organism in Eukaryota, Metazoa, Arthropoda, Insecta, Diptera, Tephritidae. The record is from RefSeq and is a predicted model, not a curated record. Gene Ontology annotation, biological process: translation.
AGUAACCAUGAAGUGAAGUUGGUUGCACUUCUCCUUUUUAAUUCGUUGUUGGGUAGGAAAGACUAAACAGCAAAAAUGGGUAAGGGAAAUAAUAUGAUUCCAAAUGCUCACUUUCACAAGUGGUGGCAACGCAAUGUGAAGACCUGGUUUAAUCAGCCAGCACGAAAAUACCGCAGACGCCAAAAUCGUAUCAAGAAGGCUAAGGCUGUUUUUCCACGUCCAGCGCAAGCUUUACGGCCAGUAGUACGUUGUCCAACCAUCCGUUAUCACACGAAAUUGCGUGCAGGACGUGGUUUUACACUAGAAGAAUUGAAGGGUGCUGGUCUCACCUACGGAUUUGCCAGAACUAUUGGUAUUGCCGUUGAUAAGAGACGCAAGAACAAAUCGCUUGAAUCUCGUCAACGUAAUGUUCAGCGUCUGAAGGAAUACAAGAGCAAAUUGAUUCUAUUCCCCAUCAACGAGAAAAAGAUCCGCAAGGGCGAGUCUACUGUUGAGGAAUGCAAAUUGGCCACACAAAUUAAGGGACCAGUUAUGCCAAUCAAGAAAGAACAACCAGUCAUUGAAUACCGCGAAAUCGCCAAGGAUGAACAGAAAUUCAAAGCGUUUGCCACUUUGCGCAAGGCUCGUUCUGACGCUCGUUUGGUUGGUAUUCGUGCAAAGCGUGCCAAGGAGAAUGCUGAUAACGUCGACGACGCUGGUAAAGAUGUAAAGAAAUCCAAAAAGUAAAUUUGUUUUGCAAAUUGAAAUAAAAUAAUAAUUUUUACAUAAUUA